AUGGCGUCAAAGUUGGGUUUAGCGGGUGGAAUACCGGAGCGUAGAGUUCGACCUAUCUGGGAUGCAAUUGAUUCUCGGCAGUUCAAGAAUGCUCUGAAGCACUGCACCACUCUUCUUUCCAAAUACCCGAAUUCUCCAUAUGCUCUGGCACUUAAAGCUUUGGUUUUGGAAAGGAUGGGUAAAUCUGAAGAAGCAUUUUCGGUUUCCUUAAAUGCCAAAGACGUUUUGUACACUAAUGACUCUCUCUUGAUUGAUGAUCUUACUCUCAGCACUCUACAGAUUGUCUUCCAACGACUUGAUCACUUGGAUAUGGCCACAAGUUGCUACGAGUAUGCUUACGCCAAAUUUCCAAACAACUUGGAUCUAAUGAUGGGUCUCUUCAAUUGCUAUGUCCGUGAAUAUUCCUUUGUCAAGCAACAACAGAUAGCUAUUAAAAUGUACAAGAUUGCUGGUGAAGAAAGGUUCCUGCUUUGGGCAGUAUGCAGCAUUCAAUUGCAGGUUCUCUGUAGCAAUGGAGGAGAGAAGCUAUUACUCUUAGCAGAAGGCCUGCUGAAGAAGCACAUUGCUUCUCAUAGUUUACAUGAACCGGAAGCUCUUGUUGUAUAUGUUUCCUUAUUAGAACAUCAGUCUAAAUACGGAGACGCCUUGGAACUUCUUACUGGAAAAUUUGGGUCUCUUAUAAUGACCGAAGUUGAUAGACUACGUUUACAGGGGAGGCUUCUUGCUAGAGGAGGUGAUUAUGCUGCUGCAGCCAGCAUAUUCCAGAAAGUUUUAGAACUAAGCCCCGAUGAUUGGGAGUGUUUCCUCCACUAUCUUGGCUGUUUACUGGAGGAUGACAGUAGCUUGUGUAAGGGGGAAAACAAUGAGUCUACUUAUCCUCUAAAGCUGAUGGACUUCCAAGUUUCUCACUUGACAGAUGAAGCAUUCGAUUCUCGCGUAUCAAAUGCAUCAUAUCUUGUACAGAAAUUGUUAAAAGAAGCUAGUAAUGAUACUGUAAGAUGUCCUUACUUGGCGAAUAUUGAAAUCGAAAGAAGAAAGCUUCUACAUGGAAAAGGUGAUGCAGAUAAGUUGGUCGAGGCUUUGGUACAAUAUUUUUUGAGGUAUGGGCAUUUGGCUUGUUUUGCUUCUGAUGUUGAAAUAUUUGUACACACUCUGGAUCUUGAUAAGAGGACACAGCUUCUGGAUAAGCUGAAGGAAUGCUGUGAGUCUAUUCCAACUAAUCCCAGAAAGACUCUUGGACAACAUAUUACUGUCUUCAAAAUUCAAAAUAUUGUUGGCAGCAUGCUCACUCUUUCCAUUAAUGAGCUGGAGACAACAGCUGUUAAAAUGACACAAAUGUUCUGUGAAAAUCUCCCUCUAUCAAAAGAAUUGGAUGCUCAAGAGAGUAUGUAUGGUGAAGAUCUUUUGUCCAUGGCAUGUAACUUGUUGGUACAGCUCUUUUGGCGUACUAGGCACAUCGGGUAUCUGGUGGAAUCAGUUAUGAUCUUGGAAUUUGGUUUGACAGUAAGAAGACAUGUUUCACAGUACAAGAUUUUGCUGCUGCAUUUGUACUCUUAUUGGAAUUCUCUUCCUUUGGCGUAUGAAUGGUAUAAAACACUGGACGUGAAGAACAUAUUGUUGGAAACUGUAUCACACCACAUUUUGCCACAGAUGUUAGCCUCACCAUUGUGGUCUGAUUCAACAGAUAUUUUGAGGGAUUAUUUAAGAUUCAUGGAUGAUCACUUUAGGGAAUCUGCUGAUCUUACAUUUCUUGCCUAUCGUCAUCGAAGUUAUUCUAAAGUUAUUGAGUUUGUUCAAUUCAAGGAGCGAUUGCAACAAUCUAGCCAGUAUUUGAUGGCAAAGAUUGAAAUAUCCAUUCUGCAGUUAAAGCAGAAAGCAAAUAAUAUUGAAGAAGGGGAGGGCAUUCUUGAAAGCUUGAAACAAGGAGUUCAGUUUCUUGAACUCACAGAUGAAAUUGGAACCAAAUCAUUGACCUUCAAUGAAGAAUUGCAGCUGCGGCCCUGGUGGACACCAACUUAUGACAAAAAUUAUCUUUUAGAGCCAUUUGAAGGAGUAGCUUAUUGCACCGGACAAACCUUGGAUGAUCAAAUCAAACGGUCUCAAGCUAAAUUGGUUAAUACAAUUGAGAAGAGGUCCCUUUUACCAAGACUUGUCUUUCUCUCGAUUCAAUGUGCAUCAUCAUCUGUCAAGGGAAAUGUUGAAGCAAAUGGUUCUGUGUUUGAUCCUAAGCUAUCAUCGGAGCUGAGAUUGUUACUCGAGCGGUAUGCCAAUAUCUUGGGAUUAUCCUUCCAGGAUGCUGUAGGGAUGGCUUUUGAUAUUUCGAGUGGUCUUAAGGAUGCAGAGGCAUGGAGCUGCAAUCUGAUUGAUUGGAUGAACUUUGUUGUAUUUUUAAAUGCUUGGAAUCUUUAUUCUCAUGAAGUAGAUAGAGAUUCAAAUAAGCAUGGUACUACAUGGCUUGUGAAUUUGAUUCUGAAGAAGUGUAUCCUGGAUAAAGUGAGAUCAAUGGGAGCACCAGAGUCAUCACCCGGAUGUGAUCUUCCUCAUUUGGUGCUAUUGGUAACUGAACCUUUAGCUUGGCAUAUUAUGGUGAUUCAGUGUUGUGCCAGGUCAUUAUUGCCUUCAGGAAAGAGAAAAAAGAAAGGUGGACCUUCGGAGCAGUGUAACAUUGAGUUGUGUCAAGAAGUACAGGAUUCAAUCCGUUGUGUAUGUGAGACUAUAGAGCUGGUUAGAGACUGGCUAAAUCAACAAAUGAGCAAGUCAGACAAUGACAAAUCGGAAAGUAUACUUUCAUCACUCAAAAGAGAUGGAGAGUUAGGACCCUGGAAGGUCUACCGUGUUAUUGAAACUUUAACCUCGUCUUCAACAAUUGAUAAAGGUCUUGGUGAUGUGAUCACUGGAGCAUUGCAGUCUUGGAGUCCUGUUGAUAUUACUAGAAAAAUCAUUACUAGUCAGCGAACUUCUUUAUCUAAUUUCCUUAGAAUUUGUGAUUCAAAAAUCAAAUCAGUGAAGGAACUGAAAGCUCAAUUAUAGCUGGCUGGGGAAAUAUUUGAUUUUUUUGUGGAGGGGAAUUCCAAGUGAUUUUCUUGUUUUUAAUUUCUAGCUAUUGUCUUUUCCCUAGUAGACUCAUCUAACGUUGCUCCAAAUUUUCAUUUCAUCUUUCAAUUUUAUGUACAAUAAACAUGAAAUUCAUUUUCCCGAGUAUCUUAUUUGUUUAGCCGAAA
This is a messenger RNA of Solanum pennellii, 3221 nucleotides long. Its product is annotated as N-terminal acetyltransferase B complex auxiliary subunit NAA25. Gene Ontology annotation, molecular function: protein-N-terminal amino-acid acetyltransferase activity; protein binding. The coding region runs from base 1 to 3030 and encodes 1009 amino acids. The transcript has 18 exons. Lineage: Eukaryota; Viridiplantae; Streptophyta; Magnoliopsida; Solanales; Solanaceae. The record is from RefSeq and is a predicted model, not a curated record. Gene Ontology annotation, biological process: N-terminal peptidyl-methionine acetylation. Gene Ontology annotation, cellular component: cytoplasm; NatB complex.